AUGGUCCCCGGUUUACCCCACGCCCUACUGGCCCUAUCGCUACUCGGUCAAGCCAACGCCGCGCCCUCCCAGGCGCGUUCAUCCGACGCGACAUGCGGCACAGUCCAGUUCAAUUUCCCGUCUGGAACAAACAAAAAUGAUCCCCGGGCUGAAGCCGUGAAACAGGCCUACGUGCGCGAGUGGAACGAGUACUCAAAAUACGCGUUCCCCAAUGAUGACCUCUUGCCCAUCACGCAUACUUAUACUAACGACCUGUUUGGCUGGGGUGCUACCGUGGUCGAUGCGAUCGAUACCGCGGUUGUGAUGGGUCUGACCGAUAUUGUGGAGCAGCAAUUGAAGCAUAUUGCUGCGGUUGAUUUCACCAAAUCGGCCGAUCUCGUCGAUUUCUUCGAUGUCAAUAUUCGUUAUAUUGCGGGACUUUUGAGUGCGUAUGAUCUUAUCAAGAGUGGGGAUUUCCCAAAUCCUUAUGAUAGUGAUCUUGUCGAGGCCUUGCUGUCUCAGGCCAAGUCAUUGGCCACGGCUAUUGCGCCGGUCUUUGACACUGUCACCGGUCUUCCUGUUGCGAACUUGAACUUCACGUCGGGGGAGCUUGUGCAAAGCACCACCGAGGUCAACGGUACUACUUACAAUAGUACAAACACGGCCCAGGCUGGAACUAUGAUUCUGGAGUACUAUCGUCUGUCGGAUCUUACUGGCGAUGAGUCUUUCCGUGAGAACGCUCAAAAAGCUGAAAAGUACCUAAUCAAUCCCAGCCCGGCGCCUGCCUUCCCUGGUCUUGUUGGAACCGAGCUUGACACCGAGACGGGCAAGUUCAUCACCCUUGAUGGUGGAUGGGAGGCCGGUGUUGACAGCUUCAUCGAGUAUCUUAUUAAAACUUAUGUCUACGAUCGUGAUGAUGCGCUCGCUUCUGACAUGAAAGACUUUUGGAUCACCACCGCCGAGUCAAGUAUCGAGAAUAUCGCCUUGCACCCCUAUGACGAGCCGCAGUUGACUUUCCUGUCUCAACUGGAUACUGACGGUAACAUCAUGUGGAGCAUGGACGAUUAUGCGUGCUUUGCUGGCGGCAAUCUCCUGCUCGGUGGUAAAUACCUCGGUCGUGACGACAUCACUGAGCUUGGUGUGAAGGUAUCAGACAGCUGCCACGCAUGGUACAAUCAAACGGUGACCGGACUGGGACCUUCCACGAUCGGUUGGUACAACUCUGAUAACCAGCCCUACGAUUCAUCAUACGACAACGCCACAUACCGAGCUGAAGCUUCCAAGUGGGGGUACUUCAUCGAGGACCCAUCUUAUCGCUCGUACCCCGAGCCUAUUGAGAGCAUCUUCUACGCCUACCGAGUAACCGGCGAUCAACGCUUCCAGGAUUAUAACUGGGAGAUCUUUAACGCGCUGAAUACUACUCGCUCGGCGUCUGUGCCGUAUGCCGAGAUUACCGAUGUUAAUGAGCCUUACGGUGGUACACUGGUCAACUACGUUUCCAGCUUCUACUUUGCCGAGGUUCUGAAGUAUCUUUACCUUUCCUUUGCUGAACCGGAUGUGGUGAGCUUGGAUAAGUAUGUUUUCAAUACUGAGUGCCAUCCUUUUACGAUCAAGCAGACUUGUUAA
This is a messenger RNA of Penicillium verhagenii, 1605 nucleotides long. RefSeq names its product glycoside hydrolase family 47 protein. The transcript has 7 exons. The record is from RefSeq and is a predicted model, not a curated record. NCBI's taxonomy places the organism in Eukaryota, Fungi, Ascomycota, Eurotiomycetes, Eurotiales, Aspergillaceae. The coding region runs from base 1 to 1605 and encodes 534 amino acids. Gene Ontology annotation, molecular function: mannosyl-oligosaccharide 1,2-alpha-mannosidase activity; calcium ion binding. Gene Ontology annotation, cellular component: Golgi membrane; endoplasmic reticulum. Gene Ontology annotation, biological process: N-glycan processing; carbohydrate metabolic process.